Molecule: messenger RNA, 204 nt
Organism: Peromyscus californicus insignis
Lineage: Eukaryota; Metazoa; Chordata; Mammalia; Rodentia; Cricetidae
Product: beta-defensin 14-like
Exons: 2
Coding region: 1-204 (67 amino acids)
Biological process (GO): cell chemotaxis; defense response to bacterium
Cellular component (GO): extracellular region
Molecular function (GO): chemoattractant activity; CCR6 chemokine receptor binding
Source: RefSeq, a predicted model, not a curated record
AUGAGGCUCCAUUAUCUGCUAUUUGCAUUCCUCAUCUUGCUCUUGGUCCCUGCUCCAGGGGAUGGAUUCAUCGAGAAAACCCUCCGAAAGUUAUUCUGCAGAGUAAGAGGCGGCCGGUGUGCUAUGAUCAGCUGCCUUACAACAGAAGAACAAAUAGGUAAAUGUUCUCAGAAAGGUCGAAAAUGCUGCAGAAAGAAGAAAUAG